This is a messenger RNA of Rhipicephalus microplus (southern cattle tick), 987 nucleotides long. Its product is annotated as arylamine N-acetyltransferase-like. Lineage: Eukaryota; Metazoa; Arthropoda; Arachnida; Ixodida; Ixodidae. The record is from RefSeq and is a predicted model, not a curated record.
AUGGCAAGUGUGUCUUUUUUCUCAACAACACCGAACCUGGUACGUAACUCCGAAUAUGGAGAAUCAUUUGAGCAUCCAGACCCGGAGCUGUUUGCUGUGGCGGCAAAGCGUAAGAUUGAUUGGAGUUCCAAUCGGAUGGGACUGCUUAGCGAUAGACAACUGCGGCUAUACCUAGAUGUUUUGAGGCUGGAGCUCAGUGCCCUGAGGGAAGUGAACUUGGCUACAUUGAAUAUCCUCAUCAAAGCCCAUGUCGAACAGAUACCCUUCCAGGGAAUAGACGCGUUCACCGGCAACCAGCUGUUACUAGACGACGACUCUGUAUUUCACAAGGUAAUCAUGCAACGUCGUGGUGGCUAUUGUUUUGAGCUCAAUAGUGUUUUCGGCAGGCUCUUGCUGACACUGGGCUUUAAGAUCCAUAUGCGGGCAGCCAGGACUAGAUGGGGGCGCCCGGUGAACACGCCACUCACGCCGUUGGGACACCUGCUCUUCUGCGUCGACCUUGGCAAUGAAGGGCAGCACUUCGCUGACGUGGGUUUUGGUGGCCCCAACCCGUUCAAGGCGGUGCCCGUGGAAGGCGAAGCUGAGCCUUACCGAGUGCAGAGGCUAGACGAAGAGGGAAACACCGAGGUGGCCAUCAAGUCGACGGGACGCAAAGGUGCAUCGGUGAGUUGGCGUCCGAUAUACCACGUGUUUCCUCACCCGCAAAAGUGGAUUGACUUCAUGCCCCAGAACUGGUACGUCACGCUGCACCCGCGAUCGCUGUUCCGUCAUGUUCUUAUGGUGGGGCGUUUCGUGGAUAACUCCUGGCUGACGCUCGUGAACGGCCGCUUCUGUCGCCGCUCUAUCAGUGGGCAAGUGAAGCAACAUCACAUCAGCGACGUCGACGAAGUGAUCCGCCUUUUCGACACCGAGUUCGCCUUGAAGCUCAAUACAGACAUGGACCUUCAUUUUCUCCGAUCAAAAUUGAUAGCGAGAUUUCGAAAUUAA